Molecule: messenger RNA, 1792 nt
Organism: Chlamydomonas reinhardtii
Lineage: Eukaryota; Viridiplantae; Chlorophyta; Chlorophyceae; Chlamydomonadales; Chlamydomonadaceae
Exons: 6
Coding region: 161-1099 (312 amino acids)
Source: RefSeq, a predicted model, not a curated record
GACAACUUGUCAAAGUGUUUUGCGUUGAGGUACCUCUUAAAUCGUCAAGCCAUCGACACCCAUCGACACCCACAGCCCUCGACUAAGCAAGCCGCGUUUGCCAACGCUUUGCGUACACGUCAGUUCGUACAUCAACACGCAAGUCUCUAAGCCAGCAAACAUGUCUUCCGCUUCUGCCGCCGCCGCCCUCACCACCGUUGCCGCUGGUAUGACAAUUACGGCUCCGACGCCGCUGCCGGGCAAGCCCACGCUCGUCGCGGGCUCAUUCUUGCUUGAGUACACGUCCCUCGAGUCCGUCCUCGCCGCUCUCAAGAUGAGCUCACUUGCGGAGCUGGAGGCGGUUCUGGCUGUGAGCGACAAGUGGCCCUUCCCGGCCCACAUGGACGGCUGGAAGCAGGCGCAUGAUGCCAUCCGCUUCGAGAUGGACACCCUGCUGACCGCCAUCGAGAAGACCAAGAGCUUGGUGGAGCAAGGUCACGGCCUGCAGCAAUGGCAGGUUUCGGCGCUGCAGCUGGUGACAGCCAACUUCUACCACGGCGUGCACAAGCAUCACGACCACGAGGAGGAGAUCUUCUUCCCCUUCAUGGCCAGCCGCGUCACCGUGCCGCAAAAGAUGAGCGCCGACCACAGGACGCUGAUGGCGCUGAUGGACAAGGCGCUGGCGCUGGUGAACGCGCUGCGGCCCAGCCACAACGGCGCCAUUGCCAGGCCCGUGCUGUCCGACCUGCACACCACCUUCUCGGUUCUGCGCCUGUGCAUGCGGCAGCACCUGGAGGAGGAGGAGGCGGUGGGGCUGCCGCUGCUGCGCGCGGCCUUCAGUGCCAAGGAGCUGACGGUGCCGGAGAAGAAAAUACUCAAGGGCCUCAAGCCCGCCGACAUGGCGUGGUUCGUGCGGCGCCUGGCCAUGGACCAGAAGAUGGCCAUGAUGCAGCAGCACGGCAUCCCAUUCCUGGUGCAGCGCCUGGUGCUGCUGCCCGCCAUCCGCAAGGACACGCGCACCUACGUGCACGCCUACAUGCAGCUUGUCGCCGGCGAGGUGCUGCCGCUCAAGACGUCCAAGCAGCAGAAGCGGGGCCUGGCCAGCUGCUUCGCGGCUUGAGCGGUUAAUUGGCGACUUGGUGCAGUCAAUCGGAGCGCGGGGAAACGCGAGUGUUGGCGGCGGGCGCGUAGGGCAGACUGGGGCUGUGGGAGUUGCGUGUGCAGGCAGUGCAGCGGCCGUGUGGCUGUGCGGUCUCGUGCGUAGCAACGCCCAACAUACAUAGUGCAGCGCCACAAGAUUCAUAGUGACACGUGUACAUACCGUACCGUACAAAUUGGUGGAUGGACAGAUGAGGCAUGACUUCGUUGAAUUGCUUAUAACAUUGCUGUCCACUGAUGGCAGGGCGUGUGUGCGCCUGCUCGUCUUCCGUGGCACAGGUUCGCAUGUAUGAGUAGUGUGUCUGGUUGCAAGUUCGACGUGUGUGGUGUAGUGUCAGCCACGGGGCAUGGCUCCUAAAUGCAAUUACGGCACGGGUGAUGCAUGUGUCAGUGUUAUCGAAGAUGCAGUAACAGUCUUAUGUCGCAGGGAUGAUGCAGUGGAGACGAGGAGUGGGCCCUGACUGUGGGCUUUGCGCGGUCCUGCCUUGGGCACAGAGUCGAAGCAGCGGAUGUUGUUACUGUGUUAUGCAUACUGGACGAGGGGCGGACCGGCGGAGUGGACAUGCGGGUUUGUGAGCAAAAUGUCGACCGAGCACGCUCCGCGCGCGCGCCAGCGAUGCGGCGCCGGAUUUACAGACUGUAACUCUAUUAUGAG